Trichoderma reesei QM6a is the source of this 954-nucleotide messenger RNA. RefSeq lists its product as uncharacterized. The transcript is spliced from 3 exons. Lineage: Eukaryota; Fungi; Ascomycota; Sordariomycetes; Hypocreales; Hypocreaceae. The record is from RefSeq and is a predicted model, not a curated record. The annotation marks the transcript as partial.
AUUAAAUCCUGGUCCUCCACCCCAAUCCCCAACCUCUCCCUCUCCGCAGGCGGCCUCCUCGCCCUCGCCGACCUCAACACAAUCGCCCAGCGCACCGCCAUCGCCGGCGGCUCCUCCUGGCUCGACGCCUUCGUCCUCGCACCGGGCCUGCAUUACCAGCAAGCCGCCGACCUCCUGACGCCCGAGGAAUACAACAACGGCGGGGCCUCGUCGAAACUGGUCCUCUGCACGCUGGACGGCAAGAAGACGCGCCUCGUGGUCAGCAAUGUCGGCAUGGUAAAGUAUCUGAGGAGGUUGUGGCAGGAGCGGGAGGGCAAGUAUGGGGUUGUGACGCUGUAUGUUGGCGAGGACGAUGCCUUUGCGUUUGGGUCCUCGCUGUCGGUGCUCUUGGGGCAUGAGAAAGCUGAGGGCGGCGGGGGGGAUGAUGAGGAGGAGAGGAGGAAGGGCGGGGGACGGGUGAGGGAGGUGCUGGAGAUGGACUGGGUCAGCCACGUGCUGUAUCUGCUGAGUCCGUUGCUCACCGUCGCGGCGAUUGUCUUGAUGGUGCUGUUGCAGGAUUGGUGGGGGCUGGGCUUCCUCCUUGCGCUCAUGCUGUCCCGGCUGGCCAACAUCUGGGCCAUCAAGGCGCGGUCGAAGCCGGGCGCUGUGCUGCCACCAAAGCAAGACUCGGAAAUGACGGAAUACACAAUCGACUGGGGCGACAACCGGCGCGUCAUCCUCAAGGGCCAGGACGCAGACCUCCGCGCCGUCACGACCGAGGCCUGGCUCCGCGCCAAGACGACGCUCGAGGGUUACCUCGAGGCCAUGUCCAAGCUCAUCGUCUACAUGGUGGCUUCCCUCAGCGGGAACCUCUCCCAGGCGGGCGCCGUCGUGCUCAUGGCGCUGCUGCUGAUUAGCGCGGGCUUGCUGGGGCUGAGCAAUGCGCAUGCCACGAGCUUGCGGAUGCAUGGCCGG